CACUUAAAACCAAAAUAAUGUUGGUGCAACUGGGCUUUAGAGGUUUUGAGCUAGCUUUCUUGCGAAUCAGCAGCCAAAAAUCAAUUUUAUUUUCAAAUAACUGUUAUAUAAGCAGCACUCGAUGACACGAUGAGCGAAGCCGCGGAAAACACGUGCGAAAACAAAGACGAUCUGAUCACGAUUGGCACAUAUGUGAUAAUCAAGAAGCAGAAUUACAGUAAGGUGUACAAGGUAUCAGAGAAUGCUACUCAGUACGGUACUCGGAACAGUACUCUGAUGCUAGGGAAAGACCAGGUGGAGAUGCGUGAAAUCAUCGGCAAACCGUUCUGGAGCACCUUCGAGAUGGUGCCGUCGCAAAACGGCAAUAGAACUUUUACCUUGAAGCUGACUGAGCAGACGGAGUCUUGGGACGAUCUGAAGGGCGACCUAAGUGGUCAGGAUAAUCGUUCCAUUACGGACGAUGGCACAUCGCAGAAGUUGUCGAAGGAGGAAAUCGUGCAGUUGCAAGAAACUGGCAAGACCGGCAAAGAGAUCAUCGGCAGUCUCAUAGAAAACAGCAAAUCCUUUGCUGCCAAGACUGAAUAUUCUCAGGAGAAGUACAUUAAGAAGAAAGAACGCAAGUACUUCAAAUUCCUGACGGUAUGCAAACCCACUGUGAUGUCGUUGCACGAGGUAUACUUUAGGUUGAGCCAAGACAAGAUCGGAGGACUGCGAAUGGAUGCAUUGGCGCAAAUAUUGUCCUACAGUAAUGUGCAAUCAGAUGGAUUGCAUAUGUUGUACGAUAGUGGAUCCCAAGGACUACCAGCUGCAGCUAUGUUAGAGAGAAUAGGAGCCAAUACCAGUGGUCACCUGAUCAAUCUACAUCCAGGCAAUACACCUCAGACUGCUAUCGUUCAAGCUAUGAAUUUUCCUCAAGAAUUAAAGGACAGGCAUGUCACAGUGAACAUUUAUAGCUUGCUAAGAUUAUACCACCAGGGCGAGUCAAGUGUAUUAGAUAUUAUUGCUUCUAAGAAUAGUGUUGGUAAUCAAAUAAAAAAGCAGGAGAACUCAAAAGAGAUGAUUGAAGAAGCUAGUAAAGAAACUGAUCUGGCAUCAAAUUUAAGCACUAAAGAUACCGAAUUAGAAGAUACAACAAAAACAGAUGUCGCAUUAGUCACAAAUGAGGAGUGCACCAAUACUUUAAAACGGAAAAUCGAUGAACUUGAGGAUGUGGUGCCUGCCAAGAAGCCAAAGUGGUUCUUUGAGACCCAACGGGCAAUGAAUCUAUUGAAUGCUUCCAAGGCUCUUGGCUUGACUGUCAUAGCCAAGGAGCAUCCUGCAAACAUUGUAUCCGCCCUGUUGCCCUUCUUAGGAAUAUCACGACCAUUCGUUAUCUUCCAUAUGCAUCGUGAGCCACUGCAAGAGACUUACAUAGAACUCAAGCAAAAGUAUAAUGUAAUAAAUUUAAGACUAUUCACAAACUUUUUACGUUCAUAUCAAGUGUUGCCCGACAGGACUCAUCCAAAUAUAUUGAUGAGCGAUACCGGUGGUUAUAUCUUGACAGGAUAUUUGGUUGAAUAACAAGAAAAUCAUAUUUUGAUAAAUUUUAAUACAAAGAAUUCACUGGUGCAUACUUUCCAACAUUUUCCAAACUGUCAAAAAUUACAAAAUUCAACCAUCAUGGAAUAAAGUGUACAGUCGACAAAAAAAGAGUAAAAAUUAAGAAAAUUUAAUAAGAUAA
Molecule: messenger RNA, 1720 nt
Organism: Harpegnathos saltator (Jerdon's jumping ant)
Lineage: Eukaryota; Metazoa; Arthropoda; Insecta; Hymenoptera; Formicidae
Gene: Trmt6
Product: tRNA methyltransferase 6 non-catalytic subunit
Exons: 2
Coding region: 130-1560 (476 amino acids)
Biological process (GO): tRNA methylation
Cellular component (GO): nucleus; tRNA (m1A) methyltransferase complex
Source: RefSeq, a predicted model, not a curated record